Messenger RNA from Hyphopichia burtonii NRRL Y-1933, 587 nucleotides. RefSeq lists its product as uncharacterized. The coding region runs from base 164 to 475 and encodes 103 amino acids. The record is from RefSeq and is a predicted model, not a curated record. Lineage: Eukaryota; Fungi; Ascomycota; Pichiomycetes; Serinales; Debaryomycetaceae. The transcript has a single exon.
GAUUCAAAUCGUUUACCUUCGCGUUGCUGCUGCGGAAAAUGAUUUUUCGUUUUACGGUUUUCAAAUGGCUGCUACAUAAAGUUUAAAUAAUGACAAAAUUGAUUGAAAAAGAAAACAGUACACAAAUAAUUGAAGUAAAUAUAUAAGAAAUGAGCUGUUAGAAAUGUAUAAUGAAAUGACGAGGUGGAGGCAAAAAAAAAACAUGGAAUGCGUGAUUAAGGGUAUCAUAUUAAUGGCACAUAAAGUUACAACAGUUUAUUCAUUUUAUGGUUCUUUUUUUUUUUUUAAAAAAUCUUUGGUAAUUUUUUCUUUUUUUUUUAUUUUUUUUGUUUAUACGGUUUUCAUCUGGAAAGUUGGGAGAAUUUUCAAUUGGAAGAUAUCUAUUAAACUUUCAAAGCUUUGUAGACAUCACAAACUUGACAUGUUUGUAAACCACAAGAAAAUAAUGUUCAUAGCAUUUUCAACUGGUCUAUAGGAAACACGGCCAUGAUUAAAUAAAUAAAUAAAAAGUAAAGUAAAAAUAAAAAAGACACAAACUAAUAAUAACAAAGAUCAUAAUGGAGUAAUCCUUAAAUACAACAUUGAAA